Lucilia sericata (common green bottle fly) is the source of this 3235-nucleotide messenger RNA. It is a transcript of the gene alt, whose product is annotated as ribosome-binding protein 1. The record is from RefSeq and is a predicted model, not a curated record. NCBI's taxonomy places the organism in Eukaryota, Metazoa, Arthropoda, Insecta, Diptera, Calliphoridae. Gene Ontology annotation, cellular component: endoplasmic reticulum membrane.
UAGACAGUAUUUAGUAACCAUAUACUCAGUAGUCAAUAUUUGUUCUGCAGUCAGUGAAAAUUUUUUGUCCGUGUUUAAUUUGUGUAUUUUUUACUUAUUAGAAAUUUCCUGUAAUUUUUCUUUUCUCUUAAAAAAGUAACUUAUUGAAAGCAGGAAUUAUCACAUUUGUUGAAUUCUUAUUAAAAAAAAUUAUGCAAUAAUGGAUUUACACAUUUUAAUAGUAAUUGCUUGUGUAUUUUUGGCUUCUCUCGGCUCACUUCUGUUUAUCAAUAAGUUCUUACGUCGUAAAACUUUUGAAGAAAUUGUGGCUGAAAAGAAGGCUAUGACAGAAAAAAUCUAUGGCAAAGAUAAGGCUUCAUUUAAAAAACCAAAAAAGCAAGCAUUGAAGAAGGAACUGAAGCGUGAGAAGAAGCAACGACAACGCGAACAAGUCACAACAACUGAACAGGAGGAUUCGGAUGUACAUUCUGAACAAGCCUCGGUUGAUGAUGAGCCACAUGGUUUGUCAAAAACUCAUGUUGAGUUCGAACCUGAUCCAGAAGUUGUAACCUAUAACAAUCAAACGACUUCGAGACGCUCUAGCAAUGCUGAAAAGGAGAACAUUAAUAAACAGAAUAAGGGCAAAAAGGAUAAAAAAAUCGCAGCAAAGUCCGGCAUUUUAAUUCAUAAAAAUGACCAGAAUAUUGUAAAAGAGACUGCUGCUGCUGAAGUAACUACUGCUCAACCAUCUAAUCACUUUGAUGUGAAAGUUCCCAAGGAUGCCGUGGAAUUGAAGAAGGUUGAGAAAAAGGAAGAGAAGUCCCAGCAACAAAAUAAGAAAGAUAAAAAUGGCAAAAAAUCUGAUAAUCGCCAAGCAACCAACGUUGAAAACAAUGCACAAGCUCCAACUGAAGUGGUUGCAGCUCCUGUUGUUAUUAAAGAAGUGAAACAGUUGGAUGAGAAGGUGCGUCAAAGUUCUCCAAAGAACACACAACAAAAGAACAAGCAGCAAAAAAAACAAAAGGAUUUAAAGGAUGCUGUAGUUGGCCUUGAAAAACUAUCGGAGUCGGACACUGUAGGUGUUUCACUUUUAAUGAAUUUGUUCCGUCGUGCUGAAUUGAAUCGCUCUGAAAUUCAAAUUCUGAUCGAUUACUUAUUGAAUCGCCAACAAGACAUGCCAUCUACACAUUCUGAGUGGUCCGAUGAUAUUUGCCAAAAGCUAAAACGUCAGCUAGAAGAAAAGGAAAAGGCAUUGGCCGAAGAACAAGAAGCUUCCAUAGGUAUUCAGGCUAAGCUACGCGAGUUACGCAGUGAAAUUAAUACCGAGAGGGCAACCAUGAAUAGCACCAUUAAGUCAUAUGUGGAAAAAAUUCAGACUAAAGAUCAAGACAUCGCCCUGUUGGAACAGAAAAUCAAAACUCUCAAUGACAAUUUGUCCCUAGAACGCCAACAAUUCCAAGCUAAACUCAUGCAUGAGAAGCAAUCAGGAUCGCAGGAACUCUUGGCCAAGAUACAAAUGAUGCAAAACGAUAAUGCCCUCAAAGAGAAAUGUAUUGCUGAUCUCACUUGUAUGGUGAAUGCUUCUAGACAAGCUGUCGAAGAAUCCCAACAGAAGAGCGAAAUCAUUCAAAAUCAAGCUCAACAGAUCCGUACUUUGGAACAACAGCGUGAUGAAUUGGAACAAGUCUCAAAUAAUCGUAUUUUCGAGUUAGAGAAGGCCAAACAGUUAGAAAACGAACUUAACGAUGCUCAGGUUGAAAUUCGUAAUUUGCAAAAUGCUCUCGAAUCGGUUAGAUCAGAUUUUAAUCAAAAAAAUAUAGAAUUUGAAACCAUGAAAAAUGAGUUGACUAUGGUUCGUAACAAGGGUUUGAUGGAAAAACAACAAGAAAUUUCUGCUUUACAAGCUAAGAACGCCGAAUUAACACAGCAACUUUUAAACAUUGCAAACCAAACACAGGAGCAAAGUAAGGAGCACUCUGGCUUACAAACAACUAUUGAGACACUAAAAAAACAAUUGGCCGAAAAGGAGCAACAAUUGCUCGAAUCACAAACCACUAAUUCUCAAAUUCAACAACAGUUAUCUUCGGUUGAGACUGCUUCUAAACAACAGGCUGCUGAACACGCUGAACUUCAAAAGAUGGUCGAAAUUCUCAAAAAUGACGUUUCAUCGAAAACUCAACAAUUGCAAAGCACUGAAAAACAAGCCGAAACACAACAAGAACUUCAGAAAUUGGUCGAUUCUCUAAAAGCUGACGUACAGAAAAAAGAACAACAAUUGCAGGAGAGUGUAAAACAAAUGCAAAAACAUGAAGACUUACAAAAACUCAUAGACACUCUAAAGGCUGAUGUUUCCAACAAAAAUCAAAAACUCCAAGAUGUUGAAAAAGAAACAGAGAAGUUAAACAAUCGUGAAAAGGAAUUAUUACAACAAUUGCAAGAACAAAAAGAAAAAAUAAUGUAAGAUUUGCGCACUAAAAACUGGAAGUUGGUUGAGGCUUUGCAAAAUGCAGAAGCUAAAGUUAGCAAACAAAGCCCUAAUGCAAUUUUAGUUCAACAGGAAAAGCUGUUGGCUGCAUCCAGCAAACCUGCAUUAAGUGGUGGUAUUGCUGAAACGGGCAAGGAUCAGAAACAUAUGCGGGAUUUGUUACAACGAUUGUGUCCAGAGGCAGUUAAAGCUUGUGCUGGCACAGCUCUAUCAGUAUCGUUUAACCAGUGGGUAGAACAGGUUUUAACCACACACGUUAAACAACAACAGCAACAAAUCAGUAGUAGUCACAAAUCUACACAGUCCAACAGCUUACAAAGCCCUUCCGCUCCACAAAACUCUCACAAUAAUGCCAACUCGGCUAAUGGCAGUCGGAGUAACAGUUCCAGCGUCAGUACUAGCCCAGGCGGAGAGAACACUGUGUCUAAUAACACUGAGAAAAAUGAUUUACUCAAAGAAAAUUCUAUCCUGCGUAUUCGUAUCGACGAGCUCACCAAACUCGCUAGAAAAACUGAAAAUACACUGUCCGACCUGAUGAAACAAGCUGAAGAACAAGAUGAGCAUUGGCGUAAUAUUAUGCAUUCAAAAGAUGAACAAAUAAGAGCGUUACAGCACUCAAAUGGUCAGGGCGAUAUUUAAUGUCUGUCCCAAUCUUAUAAUGCGGAACACAUCGUAUAAAAAUUAAGCGCUAAAGUAGUAUGCAAUAAAGAUACAUUAAUAAUGCAAUUAUGAUUAUAUUAUAAAAAUUAAACAUAACCAUAAAAUUACAAA